This is a messenger RNA of Volvox carteri f. nagariensis, 7525 nucleotides long. RefSeq lists its product as uncharacterized. Lineage: Eukaryota; Viridiplantae; Chlorophyta; Chlorophyceae; Chlamydomonadales; Volvocaceae. The record is from RefSeq and is a predicted model, not a curated record. Gene Ontology annotation, biological process: protein deubiquitination; double-strand break repair via homologous recombination. The coding region runs from base 1 to 7071 and encodes 2356 amino acids. The transcript is spliced from 26 exons. Gene Ontology annotation, molecular function: ubiquitin binding.
AUGUAUGUAGGUGGUCCUGGGGGCGCCAUCGGUCACCUGGCCUGUUCCUUCUCCGUAAGAGAUAGCAGCUUUGACAACAACGAGGGCUCCACCUUUGGCGGUGCCGUGGCCGCCGGUGACCUGCGCCGAAGGAACUCCACAACGCCAAGUCUCGCCCUGUCGGGGUGCAGUUUUACGAGCAACCGGGCGCGUGUGUACGACGGCGGCGCCCUGUUUACACAGGAUAUGAAGACAGCGGUGUCCAAUUCGAGAUUUACCGGGAAUCAAGCGGGACGCAAUGGCGGCGCAGUGGCUCUUCUGAACAACGCCGAUAGCAGCCUGUGGACGUGUGUGUUGGUGGGCAAUCGUGCUGAACAACACGGUGGCGGCUCGUACAUUUUCGGCAAUACACUACUGACCGUUAUGGACAGCGGGUUUCGGGACAAUUCCGCACUUGUGUCCGGCGGGGCUCUGAGUGUCCUCGAAUCCAAAUGCGUUCUUACCGUGCGCACGGCCUUCAGAAGCAAUCACGCUGGAACGCGUGGAGGCGCUUUGCAGCUUCAGCCCGCUUCACCAGCUUAUUUUGGCGGUGGUCAUGGCAAUGGCACUCAGCUUGCACUUUCAACAGAUGACAUGGGGCCCGAAGACGCCGACACCUGCAUCUCGUACUUCCUGAGCCAAGUCAUGUCUCUGGCAACUAGCCGCAGUCUACUGCACCUGGGCCUGUCGAGUUCGCCAGUACCAUUGUACAACGCCACCUUGGCUUAUGAGGACACGUCCCCGUCCGUGUCGUACAUGAAGCUGUUCGGCCUCGGUAACAGGUCAGCAUUGCUGCCCGUGCGGUUUCUCAUUGAUGAUGACGUAAGUGUCGUACCCGGGCCUGGAUCUGUCGUACAACUCGCACCCGGAAGCUCCCUUGCAAUGGCAAACUGGGCGCAGCUGCGGCUGCAGGCCGACGGUCGUGGCCGUACACAGCUAUACUUCCUUAACAGCAGCUUCGAUAUACAAGUUGAAGGGGCGGUGGUGGGUCUUGCCGCCAACAGCGCUAUAACGCAGCUGAAAGGCAACAUGCGGAUGCUACCUUCUGGCGACAGUCUUGCAGUCAUUGGGGAGAAGUGGGUCAUCGGCGCCAACCCGGGCAUUUUGAUGCCCGAUGCCAAUGGUACCCUAAUUGCGUUGUCCGCCGUACUGUCGUACAAAGGCUCCGCCACGAUGCCGGACGGCAGGACUCUCAAAUUCACUCACUGGAACCGCUGCAUCCUCAGGAGCUCCGGCGGUGCCUCCUUUUUGCUAGACGCCUUCGAUGGUUCGACUUACAGCCUGUCCAACGGUACGACAAAGAUUCAGCUUGCUAACGGCAGUCCUCUCCUCAGCCAUGAUGCCGGCUCCCUCCUUGUGGGAGCCGCGGCAACGGCUAACAUUCGUGUUGUGAAUCGUGGUCGAGGCUGGCAACUCGAUAACAGCACGACACUGCAGGCGAACGGCAGCCGGGCAGCUAUAUCGAUCAUUCCAGCAAGCGGCAGCGAUAUCCGAGUGGCCACUGGCACCGUUCUAUCCGUGGAUGCCUGGGCGCCGUACACCUUAAGUUAUCAAUACAAUGUAUGUAUACGUCUGCAGUACCGGGGGAGCAGGGGCUGGAUCGAUUUGGGGCCUGGUGUUCGCAUUUACUUGAGCAGGGGCAGUGCCAUUCUUCUUCCAAUCUACACCUCACAAGUCCUGCCGAGCGGUACCAUCCUGACCACUCAGGGUUCAGCUUGGGAUCUGAGCGGCAGCAGUCCUAGGACAACGCACCGCGCAGGGGGCAGCAACAGCAUUGCCCUUAACAUUGUACUGCCAGCCGGAAGCACUUUCCAAGUCUCGCCAGAGAACAACAAGGUUACCGUACAGCACUGGAACCGCUACGUACUUUGGGCAGGUCCCAUGGGCACAUUUCUGUACGACGCGAACGGCACGGCGGUUGGUGGCAACGGCAGCGGUGGUAACGGCAGCGGGGGCCCCACGGUGACCAUGCUGACGGAUGUGGCGGAGGUGCAGCUCUCACGUGCAACACCACUUACAACGCAGUAUCAGGGUACGAUGAAAGUGGCGAUGCAAGAUGAGACGCUGACGAUAAGUAACUCGACAAUCUGGUUGUUCAGCAACAGCGCCAAUCCCCCCUACAGCGUGACUGUUCUGGCACGCACUGCCAUCCUCGCCCCAAGAUCCAUCGUAAUCCUGCCUAACAGCACAUUCAUGGUGAUCCAGGAGUGGUACCGCUAUAUGCUGAUAUCCGGCUACACUGGCACGUGCCUGUACGACACUGCUACAGGCGUCGUCACUGCCGCCCUGCAACCUACCGACAGCAUGACCGUCAAUGUCUCUCGCGGGACUAUGGUUGUCGUACACGAUAGCUUUACAGUUGUUUCGUAUGAGAACGAUUAUAUCGUACGGGUUAAUGCCCAGAGAAAGUUGCGGGUUGCAACCGACGACCAUGAGGAUGGCUUGACUAAUGAAGAUAAUAAGGAGUACGGCCCGUACGUUCAAGUCAUCGCGAUGCCGGCUGAAGGCAGCUCUUUGUCAUACGACGGAAAACUACUGCCUCCUAACAUCACUGAUUCAACGUGGCUGAUCGGGCUUCGGGGCGAUGACGUGCCGACGCGCUUCGUCCCAUGGAUUGGUGCCAACGGCUCAUACUUGUACGACGUUGCGACACGCGUCAAUUUCCGGUUGGCAGAAGGCUCUUCACUGAGCUUAGCCGGUAACAGCAGCCUUCUUGUACACGACAGUGGUACGACAGUACUCCGUACGGACACCAACUUGACGGUGACUUCGGGCGGUGCAUGGUCGCUGAGUGAUGGUACGGCAUUUUCUACCCAGAAUGGAACUAUAGGCCUAUCGGCGUCGCCUGUAGGCACUAGCCGCAUAUUGUACAGCAGAACAGGAUUACAGUUGACAGUUGCAGCUGAUGAUCCGCAGCGGUACACUCUGCUGGCUGGCGUCAGUGGUACGACAUUGUACGACAAAUUACUUGGCGCGAGCUACCUGCUAGCAGACAACUCUACACUGAUGCUGACUAAUGACAGCACGUCGUACACUCGAGGCAACAAUGAAAAACCGUUGGGCGCCGAAACCAAGCUGACCGUACAGUCUCGAGGGCGUCGGUGGGCGCUAAGUUACGGUACGGAAAUCUCCCCCGGGAACGGCACCGGCAGUACGACUGAGUCCGAGAUGCGGCUGCACGUGAACUCCCUGGAGCCAGUGGAGGGGGAGAUCGGCCGGCUGUGUUCAGUGGAUCUGAGUGCGGCUACCUACACACCCGAUCCGUACAUGUACGACUACGCCGCAGCGCGGGACUUCCUAAACCGUAUCAAUGCAUCGGAGUUAAAUAGACUCGACCUCUACGCAAAAUUUGCUAGUGCCGCGUACGGCUACGAUGCCAACAUCGACACCCGCGGCUACAACGCCUCGUUGUUACUGCCAGCUUACAGCGCGCCGUGGGACCCGCUGCUGGGUCGCCCGACCAGCGCCGUCGUACAAUGUAAAGCAAUAGCUGCACCAGACUCACCGGCGCGCAAUGUCAGCAUAUUCCAGAUUGGUCUGACGUUUGUGAACAACUCAGCGGGUGCCAUGGGCGGCGGAUUGUACAUCUAUGGCCCCGUGGACAACGUACUGCUGGACGGCUUUGAGGUACGGCAAUGUGUUUAUCAGCUUGCGCUGUACAUCAUGGAGAAAAACGUCUUACUGGAUGGAAAGAGCAGCAACUUGGCGGUUCAAGAUGACACGCAGCUUCAGCCCGCCCUGACCGCGCGCAUAACACUCGCACUUAUCGUGAAUUAUCACGACCCACUCGCAUACAUUGCGAGUGGAGAUUCCGAAGUAGGCCACUUCAACGCGGUCUGCUAUGUGUACAAAAUAAAGCAGGUGAAAGCGCUGGCUGGUAGCUUGAACCUGCCGCCCUGCAGAAUUGGGGAGGUACCCAUCGAUAACGGCUACAUGUGCAAGAAGUGCGAUCAGAACACAUACAGCCGACGGGAGUUCAACUACAGCAACGGCAACAACAACAGCAACAUUGAUAAAAACAACAAUUAUAUCUGCCAGCCCUGCCCCAACAACGCUGAGUGUCCGGGGGGCGCUGUGGUAGUGGCGCAGCAAGGCUACUGGCAGAGCGCCGCAAACUCCACUUUCAUGAACGCAUGCCCCAACCCUGAGGCCUGCCGCGAGGGCGACAAUGGCGCACAGGAUGCACUAAUCGCUUGCCAGGAGUGGCAGUAUUCGCGGCCGUUGGGCUUUGACUUCCAGGCGCUCAUAGACAGGGUGCUGUUGGCCAGCACAGCCUCUGGGAAGGCGGCGAACUCAACGGCCGUCUCACCUGCCAGCAGCGACCCUGGUUGCCUGCUUUGGGGGCUGCCGAACGACCACCCUGCGUCGUACAUGCGUAAGCAGUGCGCGAGCGGCUACCAAGGCAACCUGUGUGCCGUGUGCGCCCCCCUGGAUGGAGUCAUGUACGCAUCUGAAGGCGAUUUCAAGUGUGAGAAGUGCUACAGCCCCGGCUCGACCACAGUCAUAGCCGUGCUAGGCUUCGUAGGCAAUGUUGUCGCUGUGCUGGUCACGCUGGCCCUGACCUUCAUGACGGACUACACCGACGGCGAGAAUGUAGGCCUGGGCAACUUGGCCAAGGUACUAAUCGUUCACAUGCAAAUCUUCGUCAUCGUGACGCGCACUGGCGUCAAUUGGCCCCGCUCUGUCCGUGCUGUCACAUCAGUGCUGGCCGCCUUCACGGGUUCCUUCAACAAGGUCUAUCCUCCGAGCUGCAUGCUGGAUGCGGCCGCCAGCCCCGAGACCGCAGCCACUGUAAACCAGCUGGUCGCCAUCGUGACACCACUUGUCACCAUCCUUACCGUGGCGGCGUUGUGGCUGCUCGUUCGGUUGACCUUCAAAUUCUGGGGCACCUGCAACACCAACAAGGGCCAGCAGGCCAGGACAGAUGGGACGGCUGGCGGUCUGGACUCCUCGUGCGACAUGCUUAGCGGACGUGGACAGCAGGGGCCGGCCGCCUUCACCAACUUGCGAACUACGGGCCCAUUCCCCGUGAGCGCCUUUUCCGUUGGCGCCAGCUCGGCCAUGGCGGGAGGUGGCAGCUAUGGGAUGCCCAAUCCGCCAAGGCCACCACGGAACACCGGAAGCAGUAGCGUUGACAUGCCUUCCCUGCAUCCGGACACACGGAACAUGGCGGCUGACCUCGCCAUCGCCGGCAGCAUUCCCACGCUAGCGCCCCCCGCGCCAGGACAGAGGUCCAAGGGGUUUCUGCCGCUGCCGCCGCUGGUCACUGAGCUGUCGCCUAUGCCGCCACCGCGGGCACCGCCGCCUGCUCCAGCGCCCCCACAGGCACCGCCGCCGCCACCACCGCCUCCACCGCCGCCGCCGCCACCGCCGGACUACGUGCCACCGCCAACUCCAACGCAGAAUGACGCAGCGCGCGUGAUGACGGCUGUGACCAGUGCGAUAUACGACCGACCAAGCCCCGACCGUUCACUGGUUUCAGCUGAGGACUCAGGGCCCGUCGUGUUUUCUGAGCUGCCUCUGCGGCCAGACGUCGCGGGCGCCAGUACCAAUGCCGGGGCUCAGUCCGGGAUGGGCAUCUCUUCCAAUGCCAGCCAGUCUGUACAACCCGUCAUAACCAGCGGCGCUAUGGACGUCGUACACGGGAAAGGACAAGAAAGAUCUGAGAGCCCGAAGAAGUCGGGAGUUCCAGAGGGUGGCAGCACUGGCAGUAGCGGCAACAGUCCUAACGCCUCGGAGGGCACCAUGCGCCGUAAGCUGACGGGAGGCAGCGCCUGGCUGAAGAGCCUUUUCACCAAGGAUGAUGCAGCUCCCAGAAAGGACAACAAGGUUCGUGGGGAGCUGCAAAGUAGCAUCCAUCAGACCGUGGCCUUAUGGCGUCAGGUGCUGCUGGUCGUCAUGGUCGCUUGCUUCGUGCUCUACCCUGCGUGGGUACAGGCCACACUCCAGAUCUUCAGCUGCUACAGGCUCGACGAGUACGUCAGCGCGUCCUACUGGAUUAUCAAUAUGAACCAGAUGUGCUUCGAAGGUGAUCAUGCACGUAUCUGGGUGCCCAUUGGCGCUUUCGGCAUCGUCUUUGUCUGCUUCGGCAUCCCUUUCCUCACCUUCAUGAUGAUCUGGCAGAACCGUACGGCACUCGAUACCGCGCCUGUCGCGCAGGCGUACGGCUACCUGUACAAGCGCUUUAACUACAAGAAGUUAUGGUACUGGGAGGUGAUGACGCAGGUUCAGAUUCUGCUGUUGGUGGUGGUCAACGUGUUCUGCAGAUAUGUGCUGGCAGUUUAUCAACAGGCCGUGCUUCUGAUGGUGGGUCCAUUGGUCGCGAUCGGCUUGAUGCUGAUGAUGGUCAUGAACUUGUACUUCCAGCCGUUGAAGCACAAGCUCCUGGAGCACAUGUCCAGUCUUUCCCUGGCGGUGUUGAGCUUCACAGUGGCCCUGGGACUGUUCUUCGUGCCACCGACGGACCGCAAGGACCCGGUCACAGCGGCUCCAACUAGAGCAACCGGCGCGACCAUCCUGAUUCUCAACGGCGGAUUGCUGCUUUACUUCCUGCGCAUCAUUUUGGAACAUGUGUGGGCUUAUCGAAGUGACGUUGAGGAUGUGGGCGACGUGUGCGAAGCAGGAGGCAGGAGGCAGGAAACUUUUAACACUGGGAUUCCGCACGCCGUAACGGACGGCCACUCGGUUGCUGUGUACAGUGCGGUUCAUCAUCCGGAAGAUGAGACAAUGCUAGUAAAGACCUGGAUUCUCUUGUCGAGAGGGUUAUUGGGUUGCCUCGGCACCGAGCGCUUUUCGGGGGCUCCGAUACUCCGAGUUGUGUACAGCACCGUACAGUACAGCUCACGAAUAACCGGAAACGGCGCUAUGAAGAAGAAGCUGGAAGCUGCCCAACAGCAGGCAAUUGCAGCUUGCACCAAGGCCGGCACGACUCUUUGGAACCUCCUAAUGUCAGCUUCGCAAAAGCUUUGGGACCGGACCUCCUGGAGCCUGUUGCCAUCGUCGGGCAAGACUCGGACGAAGCGCAGGAGAGGCGGUGCACCUCAGGCCCGCUGACUAAUCCUUUACGGACGGCAUGGUCGUAAGCACAGAAGGAACGUCCAAUAGUCCUCCAAAAUGUACGCCAUGCAUGUAUGUACUACGAAGAAGGCAGAGAUAAAGCCAAGCAUAUGCAAAUCAUAAACAGAUUAAGAGGGUAAUUGUUAAGGCAUGGACCAUAUACUCUCUCCGCCAAACGGUUUUGAAAAUUCCGCGGCACAAGACAAACAUAGCCCCCACCCCGUGAGAACAUAUCAACUUCGCACACACACACACACACACACGACCACACAUAUUGAAAAGACCUCGGGCCAUGUUUGUGCUUUUUCCCUCUCCAUGCUCUGUCCUAACCUGCACAACCGAACCACCCUGUAUCAAAACCCAACCACCCGCACAUCGACAUCCAAGGAAACGACAUCGUUGCGCUUGUGAUCAAGCUGGUUCGCCAAUUCACGCCCGGCGCAACGCGUGG